Molecule: messenger RNA, 6293 nt
Organism: Cydia strobilella
Lineage: Eukaryota; Metazoa; Arthropoda; Insecta; Lepidoptera; Tortricidae
Gene: Smyd5
Product: histone-lysine N-trimethyltransferase SMYD5
Exons: 7
Coding region: 105-1169 (354 amino acids)
Biological process (GO): negative regulation of gene expression, epigenetic
Molecular function (GO): protein binding; histone H4K20 methyltransferase activity
Source: RefSeq, a predicted model, not a curated record
ACCAUUUUUUCGUUAAUCGCGGCUUUUGCGAUAAUAAUUUCAAAUUGAAAUAAUUCCAAUUCCUACUAUACAUUUGGUUACGUUUAAAAGGAAAAGGCUCCCGAAUGGCUAAUAUCAAAAUGGCUGGCUUCGAAAUAAAGACGUGUAACAGCAAAAAGGGUAAAGCGAUGUUUUCUACAAAGAAUUACGAACCAGGUGAUAUCAUUCUGGAAGAGGAUCCUUUGGUAUCAUGCCAGUUUGCGUGGAACGCUGCAUAUAAAUACAUAGCUUGUGAUCAUUGUAUGAGGCCCCUAGAAACCCCCGAGCAAAAUGUAAGGCGUCUAUCAGCCAACCCAGACAUGGUUCUCCCACACCCAGAUUGCUACGACAUGUGUCUCGACAACAUCACAAGUUGCGACCAGUGCAGAGCCUAUUACUGCUCGGAGAGCUGCCGGCAGCAGGCAUAUGUAAAGUACCACAGGACAAUAUGCUAUGACUCGAAUGAUUUGCAGCAUCCUAUUGUUGUGCUGUUGGAGGCUUGGAAGCCCCUCCACUACCCACCCGAAACAACCAGCAUCAUGCUCGUAGUCCGAAUACUAGCCUACAUCCAGCAGAGCUCAGAACCGAGUUUAGCCGUCGCCACAAUCAAGCAGUUCUGCCACCGCACUAUGAAUGAAGAUGAGGAGAUUAUGCACAAGUUACUUGGAGACCAGUUUGUGGAUCAGCUUAAUAUGCUGAGGGAGCUUACGGCCAAUGUUGUUAACGGGGAUGCUGUGCAAGAGUUCCUCACUCCCGACGGCUUCUGCAGCCUGAUGGCGCUAGUGGGCACAAACGGGCAAGGCAUCGGCACCAGCCCCUUAGCCAUGUGGGUCAACUCGGUGGUGGAGCUCACGCUCUCCGACGACGAGAGGAGGCAGCUCGACCUGUUCCUCACCAGGAUGUAUGAUAAAGUGCAGGAAGAAUCCGGUUCCUUCCUAAACACCGAAGGCUCCGGUCUCUACAAGCAGCAAAGUGCAUGCAACCACAACUGCGCGCCCAACGCCGAGUCUACAUUCCCGUACGGCAACCACCGGUUACAACUUAAGGCCAUCAAACCUAUACGGCCUGGGGAAGAGAUCUGUAUCAGCUACUUGGACGAGUGCUUCUUGCAGAGAUCCAGGCAUUCUAGGCAGAAAGUAAGUUACAUUUAAUACAUACUUUUAAAUGCCUGCGACCACAACUGCGCGUCCAACGACGAGUCUACGUUCCCGUACGGCAACCACAGGUUACUACUUAAAGCCAUCAAACCUAUACGGCCUGGGGAAGAGAUCUGUAUCAGCUACUUGGACGAGUGCUUCUUGCAGAGAUCCAGGCAUUCUAGGCAGAAAGAGCUCGCUCAGAACUACCUAUUUGUGUGUGACUGCCACCGCUGCCUCUCCGAGUCCUCCCAACCAGAAUGCACCAGCGAGGAGGAAAUGUCCGAAGAAGACGCGGACGACUGAUGCUCUAACCUGCUGGCCUUCUGCUUGCUUGGCCUGUAAUGGACCCUAUAUGCAGUGCUUAAGGUGCAAUUUUAAGUACCAUGAGUUGGCCGGCUGAAAGUGUGUAGUGAAUAAAAUUGUGUAGUAAGUGAAAAGUGACUUUAAUGAACAGAGUUUAAGCUUCAGUUUAGUAAGUGAUGGAGACGCGAAUGACUAAUGUUACAAUGUGCUAGUAUUCGGCCUGAAAAAUUGACUUUAGGCUUACGUGUACAGGUUGAUUCACAAGAGCUGGCACGAAUGGAAUGAAUGAGUGAAUGAAAAGAUAGACAUAGAACAUUUUUAUUCAACAUCACAUGAAAUGGCAGAGUUAACAGAUAGCAUAAUACAUUUUUUUUACAGAUAAACCUUAAAUUUAGACUUAAAAACUAAGAAAUUGAGUUGCACAUUUCAGAGAGAAAUAUUCAUGGGAGCUUGCCUUAGCAUAAUGUUGCAGUGUAUUUACUACAACCACAGAUUAUAUAAUACUAUACUACUACAAUGCUGGUUUUCAGGCAGACCCUUGAUACAUUAUCCCUUACUCGCUGUUAGUCAAAAACUAAAUAGCUUAGAAUUAUGUUAAUAUGUAUGUAUGAGUGUAAACUAUAUGUAUUAGAAAUUGGACAGAACAAUUAGCCUCAUGCAUGAAGUUUAUAUUUGAACGAAAUAUGUUUUAUUCGGAUGUUUGUUACCGUUAUAUCAUGUUACUAAUGCAUUUCCGUUUUUAAAUUACCAUUUAAUAACUUAAAAUUAUAAAUAAAAAGUACAAAAAUUUGUCCGCGAUUUGCUAGCUAGUGAGCGAAACGCUCGAAACGCCACGUGACGUCACGCGUUCGACAGAUUAGUGUCAUUAGUAGCAAACGUCAGUUGGGCCGCCCAACGUGUGACGUCAUCACGCUCUGUCGAAUUCGCGCCAAAAAUUAUGAGCGUUUCAACCGCUCAAAAAUUUUCAACAUUUUAAAUAUUUUUUAAUAAAAUAAUGUUAAGGUUUACAAAAGUAUUUUUAUCAUUUCCGGUGUUCCAACGAUAUAAAUUAUGAAUCCAAAAAUAAAAAUAAAUUCAUGCAUGGAGCUAAUUGCUAGUAUGGUGUGUAAGAUGGUAGUGUGUAUCAUAUUGACCAAUAAAAUGGUGGCUCUUACUAUACUGAUACAGGUGUCACACAAUAAAAGUUUCGUUCAUUACAUUCGUGCCAGCUUUAGUGAAUCAACCUGUGCCUGAGGUGCAAUUAUGAAUGAACAGAGGCGGCUGUAUGCAAGUUCCCAGAAAAAGAUACUCUAUUGUACAUAUAUUAAGUUUCAGUUUUAAUUGUAAGGACAACGAAUACGAAAGAGAAGGGAAGUGCUAUGUAAUAUUUUUAAUUUUGCUGUUCCUAAUUAUAACCUCGUAAGACCCACCAUAUAAAGUUUUCCAAUUUUUAAUUUGAACCUUGUUCUAUAAGUAAAAUGGAACGAGUUUCGUUUGUUUUACAACGCAAUUAAACAAUAGAAAUGCUACUUUAUUUGUUUCAUGAAAGGUUCAAAUUAGAUUGCAACGAAUAUGUACAUUUUAAUGUACAUUUAGACUCACGAGGAUAAAGAUACCAAUAGGACCAAUCUGCAUUUCUUAUUUUGUGGAAGUUAUCUACUAUUCUAUGUUAUACAUAUAUACAUGGGUAAUCUCAUAUUUAGCGUUUUUGUGUCAAGUGUAUAGUAGAGUAGAAUAACUUAAAAAAAUACUAGUGCGGGAAUGAGCACUUUUCGUGCAUAUGUCGAAAGUUUAAAGGGCCAUAUGUACUCUGCCCUCCUAGUGUAAAAAUCAGUUUUUCGACAAAAGCUAGUUUCGAGAUAAUUCGCAACUCGUGUCGAUUUAAAACAUCGAAUUUCCUCUUUUCCGCACUUAUUAGUUAUUUACGAUACAAUAACUAUUCUUUAUCUGCUUAUUUGUUUAAUAUACUGUGAAAUUUGUGAACAUAUAAAAAUAAAAUUUCACUAUUGUGUGCAAUGAAUGUAAAGAAAUGUUAUAUGAGUACAGUCACAGAUUAUAUAAUACUAUACUAGGUACAGUGAAUUUAGAUAUAAAUAUACUAGCCUAUAUAAAAUGUAUAGCAAUAUGAGUUUCCAGAACCUAGAGUAUUCUGUAGUCUUUAAUUAUAUGAAUAUUUUGAGAUUUACCCGUAGGUAUUGUCCCAAAACAUAUUUGAUUAGGUAUAAAAACAUGUAAUGAAAGGACAUCCUUAUAACAUCACUAGGUAUGCAAUAGGUGUACAAUUACAAAUAUUAAAUAGAAAAGUAUAUGUAUUAAUACUGUACAAUAUUCUCAUGAGUUUUGAAUUAUACAAGUUAUCAUGAGAAUAUUCACUAGACUUAUAUUGACCGGGAAAUGGACCGUGAUUACCGGGUGACACCCGUGAACAAGAUGCAUGUAACUGCGUCGAAAUAUCGGGUGCUCAAAAACAAUACAAAAGGUAAUCACGGUCUAUAUCCCGGUCAAUAUAAGUCUAGUGAAUAUUCUCAUGAUAACUUGUAUAAUAAUCCCAAAUUACAAUCAUAGUUGAGAGACAGAUAGAAUUAGGAUUGCUAAGACAAAACUUUAACUUCCACAUACACUCGGCAAUUAAAAGGUCGGCGACGCGCAUGUAACACCUCUGGAGUUGCAGGCGUCCAUUGGCUACGGUGACUGCUUACCAUCGGGCGGGCCGUAUGCUUGUUUGCCACCGAUGUGGUAUUAAAAAAAAGACACGUGCACCGCACGCCUUCGAGUUGUGAAUGCAUGUCGUGUUUUGUCUUAACGAUCGUUAUUGCCUAACUUUCAACUUUGUGAUUAAGAUCGAAAAAGUUGCAAAAUAUUAUCAAUAUUACCUAUAAUUCUCAUGUUAUAUGAAAGAAAAGCAGGCGAAAGUAAGAAUUUAUCAUGGAAAAAUGAUCCUAAUGAAAUCGUAAAUUACUAAUGAAUAGUGUUGUUAUUUAAUAUACAACGAAAGGUUUAUGCGCUGUGAUUUAAAUACGGCCUAGAGGGAUUUAGAUGUAGUCGGUCCAAUUACUAGUAAGAAGUACCUCUUUGAACGAGGGCGUUUGUAUUUAGAUUAUAUUUUCAUUAGAACAUGUAAGGGAAACAGCCAAACCUGAGUAAACAAUACAACUAGGAAAUGUGUGGAAACGUAAUGCUGAAAUGGAAAUAAAAUAAAAAAACCGGCCAAGUGCGAGUCGGACUCGCGCACCGAGGGUUCCGUACUUUUUAGUAUUUGUUGUUAUAGCGCCAACAGAAAUACAUCAUCUGUGAAAAUUUCAACUGUCUAGCUAUCACGGUUUGUGAGAUACAGCCUGGUGACAGACAGACGGACAGCGGAGUCUUAGUAAUAUGGUCCCGUUUUUACCCUUUGGGUAUGGAACCCUAAAAAGGAAUAAAAAGCUAGAGUCCAUCUAAGCUAACUUUGCACUAACUUGAAUACAACAAAGUGAGGGAUUUCAUAGAAAUUUGACAAGAAUCAAGACAUCGCCACACUUUGUCAUUGCAAAUGCCAUGCAGAGUUAGCAUGGUUGGUGACACCAUUAGAUAAAUGGGUAAAAAAACCGGCCAAGUGCGAAUCGGACUCGCGCACGAAGGGAUCCGUACCAUUACGCAAAUAACGGCUUAAAAAUCACGUUUGUUGUAUGGCACUUAAAUAUUUAUUUUAUUCUGUUUUUAGUAUUUGUUGUUAUAGCGGUUUACUGAUCUUUCGGCGAAAAUUACUUGACAAACUUUCAGUUCCCAAACUAUUUAUCCCAUAUUUUUAGUUGGGCGAAAUUUUAUUUCGCAAAUUUACAUAAUCCCACCUAACCUAACGCAACCUAGUACGUCAUUUUCAUUUCGCAAGUAUGGGGUUGGGACAUGAAAUGGUUGCGAAGUAAGGUUAUGCCAACGAUUGGUUUACCAAAUGAAACUUUGGCGAAAAGUUAGUUGGUUGGUUGGCAAAAAGGAAGUACACCUGUUAUAGCGGCAAUAGAAAUACAUCAUUUGUGAAAAUUUCAACUGUCUAGCUAUCACGGUUCAUGAGAUACGGCCUGGUGACAGACGGACAGACAGACAGACAGCGAAGUCUUAGUAAUAGGGUCCCGUUUUUACCCUUUGGGUACGGAACCCUAAAAACGGGACCCUAUUACUAAGACUCCACAGUCCUUUCCGUCUGUCUGUCACUAGGCUGUAACUCACGAACCGUCAUAGCAGAAACUUGAAAUUUUCACAGAUGAUGUAUUUCUGUUGCCGCUAUAACAACAAAUACUAAAAACAGAAUAAAAUAAAUAUUAAAGUGGUGCUCCCAUACAACAAACGUGUUUUUUUUUGGCUUUUUUGCAUAACGGUACGGAACCCUUCGUGCGCGAGUCCGACUCGCACUUGGCCGGCUUUCAUAACAAACAUUAAAGUGUAAAAAUUGUAUGAUUAACGAAGUCUUAUCUUAACUAUCAGGGUACUAGAAUGUGCCAAACAUACUUAAGUAUUAUUUGUGUAUAAGCACUAUAGUAAUCGCUUGUGCGGGCAAAUAAUAUAAUUAAAAUAAAUAUAAGUACUUAAAGCUUGUCAAUUAACAUGUGAUGGUGUUUAUUAUUUUUGUGAAGUUUUUAUGUAUAUGAUUAUGUUAGUCAUUGGAUUUCUAAAAACUAUUUGUUUUGAUUCUUUAAAGAAAAUGGCUCUUAAAAAGAGUACUAGUUUAAUCAAACACGUGUUUGCAGUUACAUUAUGUUAUGUAACGUCUGUUAUAUAUUUGAUGUUAUAUUUAUAUGUUCUGAUAAGCUUGUAUGAAAUUAUACGGCAGCUUGUUGCUUUUGUUAUGUUUGUAAACAUAAAUAAAAUAUCUAGAAUGAA